AUGCUAAAAUCGUUGUCAUUCUUCUUUCUAUCUCUCUGUUUUGCUUAUGGCAAUGAGUCAUGUGGUCGGAAGGAGAUGGAAGACACAAUAUGCAGCCUCUGUGGACAAAGAAGUGGAAGUCAAACAACAGGAUCUGGUAAACAAAUUGCAUUUUAUGCGUAUAUGUCCAAUAACGUUCAGAUCAAGACAUUAUCCAAGCACAAAAUAUUUGUUUACGAUCGUGUUGAGACAAACAUUGGAAACGGAUAUGACGCCAAAUCCGGAAAGUUCAUAGCUCCAGAAAGCGGGGUUUACGUCAUACACUCAACUACUGUUUCGUACGAUAGAUCCUACAGCAUCAUAGAGAUAGUGCAAAAUGACGUAAUUAAAGACAUAGCGCUUGCUGAUUCCUACAGUCAUGGGGAUAGAGACUCCUCCUCUACAUUAACCAUUUUGAAUUUAAAGAAAGGAGAUGUUGUGAAUGCCAGAGUCGGUCCGACGUAUGGAGGACAUUACCUAGAGAGCAACAUAUAUGCACGAAUGAGUUUUUCCGGAUUUAAACUUAUGUAA
This is a messenger RNA of Saccostrea echinata, 549 nucleotides long. RefSeq names its product complement C1q tumor necrosis factor-related protein 3-like. Gene Ontology annotation, molecular function: protein binding. The record is from RefSeq and is a predicted model, not a curated record. The coding region runs from base 1 to 549 and encodes 182 amino acids. Lineage: Eukaryota; Metazoa; Mollusca; Bivalvia; Ostreida; Ostreidae. The transcript is spliced from 2 exons.